Molecule: messenger RNA, 798 nt
Organism: Protopolystoma xenopodis
Lineage: Eukaryota; Metazoa; Platyhelminthes; Monogenea; Polystomatidea; Polystomatidae
Source: the annotation of a GenBank genome assembly
GGGGCCAGCUUAGACAGCUCAGCUAUCGAGGCUCUUGUCCAAACCGCCCUCGACUUCCAACCUUUUGCUUGGUCUCAUGCUUGCAGCCUCGUGGAAGAAGGAGCUGGAUCUGGACCUCGCAACCAACCGAACUGGAUUGAAUCUGGCAAUGCCAAUCCAUGUGUCCAAUCCUCGCCAUUGCUGAAUCCUAGUUAUGAUACCGGUGGAGGCAUGCCUUUUGAGUUGGGCUUACCCAUACCACAUUGGGCCUUUCUUUGUCUCGUAAGUCGGCAUGUAACUGGGAAGUUAAUUAGACCUCAUUCAAUCAACAACGCGAACUCCUUUGGUCAGCGAGAGAAUGCAGAACUGCAACCUCUCGUCACUUCUUCUGAUGCCCUUUCUCGGCUAUCGCGGGCCCUACUGGAUGCAAGCAAAAGACCAGCUACAUGCCUCCUAGAGCAUGAGAAUCAAAAUGAACUGGAGAAGCGCCUGGUUAUCAGAGAAACUUGGGUAUGUAUCCCGCUCACUGUUACUCGAGCAAGUUAUAUAUUGUUGCAUGGCAUAUGCCAUAUUAUCUUUUAUUUUGUGAAUGGUUUCCCUGGAGCCAAAAUAAAGGGCCAUUUUAGUAGCGUUCUUAUCAAUAUCUUAGCCUACAUAUUUACUUUGCUCUAUCGACCAGUUCCCUACAUGAUUGGCCUUUUUAGUUGUUCUGCAGUAGAAAACUUUUCAGAACAGGGAAAUCAUUUUAAAAUUAACUCGAGAAAAUUAUUUUGCAGGCCAAGGAGAGGGAACUUUAUUCAGGUCCUCUAUAUUUACUGA